UGGAAACGUCAUGGGACGUUGGAAACGGCCAAGUGCCAACAGCAACAGCGUUAUCUCAAGUAUUUUUUUGCGUGUUUAUUUCCCUUUUCCCCACUCGUACGGAUUUCACCAAUGUAAAAUACAAUAAUUAAUCUAAUUAAUUUAAUAUCGUGGAAUCCGCAAUGGCUGAAAAUGAGCUCGAGGUGACAAAAGAGAGCAAAUUGCUCAUCAUCAAACUGAACAGGCCACACAAGAGAAAUGCAAUCAACCUCCAGAUGUAUAAAAAAAUUAGAAAUACACUUAAAGAAGCAGAAGAGGAUGAUGUUACUAUAGUCGUCGUCACUGGUGUUGGUGACUAUUUUACAAGUGGAAACGACUUCAGCCUGGAUGGAUUUGGCGAAGAGGACAUGGAGGUGUUGACAAGAAACAAAGUCGACUAUGUCAGGGCUUUUCUCCACUCAUUGAUUCACUUCCCCAAACUCCUGGUUGCAGUGAUCAAUGGUCACGUUGUCGGCAUCGGUGUGACAAUGCUUGGACUGUUUGAUCUUGUUUAUUGCGUUGACGAUGCUACUUUUCACACGCCUUUCUCUGAUCUUGGCAUCUGUGCAGAGGGAUGUUCAACGUACACUUUACCUCGCUCUAUGGGAAAAUCGUUGGCCGCACAGAUGCUUUAUUUCAGUAAAAAGAUUACAGCGAAAGAAGCAAAGGACAGUGGAUUUGUAGCUCAACUAAUUAAAAAAAGUGAAAUUCCCAUGAUUUUUGAGUCAUUGAAAGUACAUUCUACACUCCCAGCUAAGUCGUUGUUAUACACAAAAAGAUUGGUCAGAAACCACGAUUUACCAGCGUUGAACGUUGCCCUCAACAUGGAGAAUGAAUACUUGAUCGAACUGUUCCAGUCUGAAGAUUUUAUGAAUGCUUUGAUGACAAGGAUGUCCAAAAAACAAAGCAAGUUGUGAUUUUGUUUUAGAACAAUAUCAGAACAAUAUACAUCAUCACAAACUUUUGGUAUAUUAUAUAUUUUUUUUUCUUCAUUAAAACACUAUUUUUUGUAUA
Molecule: messenger RNA, 1032 nt
Organism: Cimex lectularius (bed bug)
Lineage: Eukaryota; Metazoa; Arthropoda; Insecta; Hemiptera; Cimicidae
Product: enoyl-CoA delta isomerase 2, mitochondrial-like
Exons: 5
Coding region: 162-935 (257 amino acids)
Source: RefSeq, a predicted model, not a curated record